AUGUGCGUCCAUAUUCUCAACGCCCAGGUUUCCAUUCGCGCCCCGUGCUGCAAGAAGAAGUGGUUCGACUGCGCCGAGUGCCAUGCCGCCGUCUCCAACCACGAGCUCCACCGGUCCACCGAGAUGGUUUUCGCCUGCAAGAAGUGCCGGAAGGUCUUCCGCAAGGAUCUCAGCGAGUACGAGGAGGCCGAUGAGUUCUGCCCCCACUGCGACAACCAGUAUAUCAUCCCGGCAAAGACCCCGAUGGCCGGCAUCGGCCUGGAGGGUGAUGACCCUCGGCUGGUGCGAGAUGACCGCCAGCGCGAUCGUCGCCAGGAGGAUCGCUACCGCUAA
Fonticula alba is the source of this 333-nucleotide messenger RNA. RefSeq lists its product as hypothetical. The transcript has 3 exons. Lineage: Eukaryota; Rotosphaerida; Fonticulaceae. The record is from RefSeq and is a predicted model, not a curated record. Gene Ontology annotation, biological process: protein import into mitochondrial intermembrane space. Gene Ontology annotation, cellular component: mitochondrial intermembrane space. Bases 1 to 333 code for a protein of 110 amino acids. Gene Ontology annotation, molecular function: zinc ion binding.